Scomber japonicus (chub mackerel) is the source of this 1875-nucleotide messenger RNA. It is a transcript of the gene adgrg1, whose product is annotated as adhesion G protein-coupled receptor G1. NCBI's taxonomy places the organism in Eukaryota, Metazoa, Chordata, Actinopteri, Scombriformes, Scombridae. Gene Ontology annotation, cellular component: membrane. The record is from RefSeq and is a predicted model, not a curated record. The transcript has 15 exons. Gene Ontology annotation, biological process: cell surface receptor signaling pathway; adenylate cyclase-activating G protein-coupled receptor signaling pathway. Gene Ontology annotation, molecular function: G protein-coupled receptor activity.
AUGGUUUCAAGUCAAGUUGACUGGGACUUUUGUGGCACCUGGCGGCAUGGCAGGGGCUCCCUGAACCUGAACAUCAACCUGACCACAGGCUGUGAUCACAUGUUAAUAUCAGCCAAUGAGAACUCUCUGUCCAUUAGUGGACAGAUCACGGCACAGUGUAUGCGGUCUGAAGUGCUUCCCCUCGACCAGUAUGGACUUCAUUCAGGGGAGGAAAGUGACUUCUGUCUGUACUGGGAAGCUUUGCUGGACCAGAUGAAACUGCAGAUUGGUGGGAUGAACCUCACUCUAUGCUGGCCCACUGGUCUACCAGACUCCUGUUGCACUGGUCUGACUGAUGUCUCCAAGUCACCUCCAGCACUCUACGGCAUCGCCAAUACAACGAUCAAAGAGGAUUUCACUGCCAGUGAAACACGGAAAUUCUACAACUUCAAGGGAGAGACCAACAGUUGCAAAACAUUAUGUCCUUCAGUGAGCCAGGCAUCCACCCAAGACAACAUGAACUGUGCUCCUAGCUCUGAGGUGGAGAUGAAGGAGGAUUUCAAAGGCCAAAUCGUUACUUCACCUGUCAUGAAAGGUGUCCCACCAGAGUCUGCCACCUCUGUCUAUCUGCCCCCCUCUCUAAAGCAAGCUGCAAAAAACCACAGCAAAGUAGUCUGCACCUUCUUCAAAAACAACUCCCUGUUCCAGGAUGGUCAUGAGAAGGGCAGGAUUCUCAAUGAUGUGGUGGGAAUCACCGUGGAGAACGAGGUCAUCAAAGAUCUGCCUGAGCAGAUCAGGAUCGCUUUCCACCAUGAUGUCAUUCCUAAAAUGCAUUCAAGGAAAUGUGUCUCAUGGGACACCAGGAAAGAUCCUAUAAAGGUGCAUUGGCUGGGUGAUGGGUGUGAGACUCUGCAGAAAGGAGCCAACCACACUGAGUGCCUGUGUGACCAUAUGACUUACUUUGCCGUCCUGGUGCAACUGGAGGAUCGACCGGUGCGCCACCUGCUGGCGCUUACCACCAUUACAUCUCUGGGUUGCGCCGUGUCUGUGAUCAGCUGCAUCGUUCUCAUCAUCUUCCUCUGCAGGAAGAGGAAAUCUAAGGAGCAGUCCAUACCUAUCCACCUGGGUUUAGCUGCUUCCCUCGCCUUCCUCAAUCUGCUCUUCUUCUUUACCGGGGUCCUGGCCAAUGUGGGAGGGGAGAGUGUGUGUGUGGGGGUGGGGGCAGCCCUUCACUACGCCCUGCUCAGCUCCUUCUUCUGGAUGGGUAUAGAGGUUUUCCACACCUUCUGGUUGGUCCAUGUGGUUUUCUACCCCUCCCCGAAGCCAUUUGUCUGGAACCUGGUCGGCUUUGUUCUCCCAGCUGUUCCUGUUAUCAUCCUGGCUGCAGUAGGUGACAUUUACGGCCUGAGGGAGGUGGUGCCGAGUGAUGACGUGUCCAAUCCUUAUCGCAUGUGCUGGAUGAAAAACAACAGCAAGGCCUGGCUGGCGCACUAUUUCACCACUAUGACCAUCCUGCCCAUACUGGUGAUCACGGGCAUGGUGAUGCUCUUUCUGGUCUACAGGGAGAUCCGCACCAGGGACGAAUGGAGGCAGAACCGCGUGGCGUUUCUCAGUAUCUGGGGUCUCAGCUGCCUCUACGGGACAACUUGGGGUCUCACCUUCCUGGACAUAAGACCUCUCUCUGAAUACAUUCUCUUCCUCUUCUGCAUCCUCAAUUCAUUUCAAGGUUUCCUCCUCAUGCUACGGUUCUACAUGCUGGACUGGAUGCGGAAGCAGUCUGGCAGUUCUAGCCUUGGUAGCACCAGCACCGGAUCCACCAGACAACACAUGCUACAAGAGAAGAGCUAGAUGAACUUAAAGAGGUUGUUCCAGAGCUCUCUGGAAAGACACCUGUAG